GCCAGAAGGGGGCGGGAGCGCGGUUCUUCCAGCCAACGUCAGCACGCACGGCGUCGGUGAGGGUGUGGACGUCCAGUGUGCUGGAGAUAACACAGCUCUUCCAAGAACUUCUUCUCUGUCCCAGCUGCUAAAAACGUCAACAGGCGUAAAUAUUGGGGAGAGUGCCUCUGAGCCCUCACCAUCGUAUUCCUCGCUGUCCCAGAAGAGGGACUGAUGAUUGCUUUUAUUUGACCAAGUUUAACCCCGCAACCUAUAUAAGUACACCUUAACAGAAGAAGAAUACACCAGCUAAAAUGGAUGACAUCUUCACGCAGUGCCGAGAAGGCAAUGCCGUAGCAGUUCGCUUAUGGUUGGACAACACAGAGAAUGACCUCAAUCUGGGAGACGACCAUGGCUUCAGCCCUCUCCACUGGGCUUCCAGAGAAGGACGCUCCAAUGUGGUGGACAUGCUCAUUAUGAGAGGAGCUCGCAUUAACGUCAUGAACCGCGGAGAUGACACACCUCUGCACCUGGCUGCCAGUCACGGGCAUCGAGACAUUGUGGGAAAGCUGAUCCAGUGCAAAGCAGACACUAACGCAGCCAAUGAACACGGGAACACACCACUGCACUAUGCCUGCUUCUGGGGCCAGGACCUAGUGGCUGAGGAUCUUGUGACUAGCGGUGCUCAGGUGAGCAUUUGUAACAAGUAUGGAGAAACUCCUUUGGACAAAGCCAAACCUCACCUACGUGACCACCUCAGAGAAAUGGCUGAGAAAAUGGGGCAGAUUUUGACUAAAAUUCCCUUCAAGGACACGUUCUGGAAAGGCACCACCAGAACUCGACCUCGUAAUGGCACUUUGAACAAACAUGCUGGUAUUGACUACAAACAGCUCUCUCUCCUGGUAAAAAUAAACGAAAACCAUUCUGGAGAGCUGUGGCAAGGUCGCUGGCAAGGAAAUGAAAUAGUUGUAAAGGUGCUAAAAGUUCGUGACUGGACAAACCGGAAAAGCAGAGACUUCAACGAGGAAUAUCCCAAACUCAGGAUAUUUUCCCACCCGAAUGUUCUGCCCAUGUUGGGAGCAUGUCAGUCUCCUCCUGCCCCUCACCCCAUCAUCAUCACACACUGGAUGCCUUAUGGCUCUCUCUACAACGUGCUGCAUGAAGGCACCAACUUUGUGGUUGACCAGACACAGGCAGUGAAGUUUGCAUUGGACAUUGCUUGUGGAAUGGCUUUCUUACACACACUUGAACCAAUGAUCCCACGGCACUAUCUUAACAGCAAGAGUGUUAUGAUAGAUGAAGACAUGACAGCCAGGAUCAGCAUGGCAGACGUCAAGUUCUCCUUCCAGUGUCCUGGCAGGAUGUACUCGCCUGCGUGGGUAGCCCCUGAGGCCCUGCAGAAAAAGCCAGAAGACAUCAAUCGUCGAUCAGCAGACAUGUGGAGCUUUGCUAUUCUGCUGUGGGAGCUGGUGACAAGGGAAGUUCCCUUUGCUGAUCUAUCCAACAUGGAAAUAGGCAUGAAGGUCUCCUUGGAGGGUUUGAGGCCCACUAUCCCCCCAGGCAUUUCACCGCACAUUUGCAAGCUCAUGAAGAUAUGCAUGAAUGAAGACCCAGCAAAGAGGCCUAAAUUUGACAUGAUCGUGCCAAUUCUGGAAAAAAUGCAGGACAAAUGAAAACAAAAAUCUUAUUGUCUAUCCUGUACUGAAUGGUUGAAUUAUCAGAUCCCAUCUCCCAGAUACUACAGCGAUGUGGUGUGGUGCUUACCAGUAUUGCCUUACACUUGUUGCUCUACCGCUGCAUUCAAUGCCACUGUAAUUUUGACCUCUAAAAAACUUUAGCAGCAGUCACUUAUUUUAUAUUAUUUUAUUGUAUCAUGUUUGUAUUGAACUUCUACUGUAAUCAUCUGAUCUGAGUACAAUCUUCAAGUGAUUGAAUAACCUGUGAACGGCAGCAUCUGCAUUGCGUCACUGGAGUUUCUGAACUGAGCUGCACGCGAUGAGGAACUUGCUCUCUCAUACUGGAGACAUAACGCAUUCAUCCAAAGCUUGCCUUGUGGGAGAAAAGUUUCCAUGUAGUAAACGUACAGUAUGCAGCUGCAGAUAUGCAUGACGACUGAAACCAAGCAUUUAAACACAUAAGAUGGCUGAGAAAAUUUAUGGGUGAUUGAUGCCGUUCAGCUUGGCUGUUAAGUUCAAAAGCUUGGCCAGUCUUGAGCGUUGGCCACUGACUGUGUCAUGUAAAGCUUGCUGUGAUGUGUCAAUGCAGCAAAAAAGUCUUUGUUGAUUUUAGCAAUUUUGCAAAGAUUGCAGACUUUGUCUUAAUGUUAUAUAUAUAUAUAUAUAUAUAGUUGAUCAAAUGAUCAACUUUAAUCUAGUUAAUUUUCAUAAUUCCCUUAAAAAAACAUUGAGCUUUGUUAGCUGUACUGUUGAAAGUCAUUCAGACCGUCUGAAUUGAAUUGUUCAAUUUAUGUUAAAUUCUGCCGAUCUGUGUCCUACAAAAUGCAUUUUUGUCUUUUCUGUGUUGUAUGUGAAAAGAAUACUGCAGCCCACACUGUAAUUUAUUCAUGGAUAUCAUAGGUACAAGUAUAUUUUAUUAUGGUUACAAUAAAAGCUGCUGCCAACAGAAGGAUCCUGGGAUUUAAAGGGUUGUCCUUAACAUCCUAAAACUUUUUAUUUUUAUUUUCUCUUAUUUUUUUUCUUGAUUUUUUGUUAUCCUUUACUUUAUGGGUUGAUUAUUAUACCUAAAUCAAUUCUUUGCCUUCACCAGCUUGCUUAUUUGUCCUGAAUUAGCCAAACUCGAAACUACUUUUGCAAAUGUCUGUAUUUAUAUAUAAGUAUAUUAAAGCUAUAUUAAAAUUG
This is a messenger RNA of Betta splendens (Siamese fighting fish), 2837 nucleotides long. RefSeq names its product integrin-linked protein kinase. Gene Ontology annotation, biological process: integrin-mediated signaling pathway; substrate adhesion-dependent cell spreading; protein phosphorylation. The record is from RefSeq and is a predicted model, not a curated record. Gene Ontology annotation, molecular function: ATP binding; protein kinase activity; protein binding. Gene Ontology annotation, cellular component: focal adhesion; stress fiber. Bases 294 to 1652 code for a protein of 452 amino acids. Lineage: Eukaryota; Metazoa; Chordata; Actinopteri; Anabantiformes; Osphronemidae. The transcript has 13 exons.